GCAGCGGCUCUGACAUGUCUAAUUAAAUAAUAAUAAUUAUGCAUGAUGAAGCUUAUUAUCAGAGACGUAUACCGAGAAGAGAUCUAGGAAGUUGGAAUAAUUUUUUGAGAUUUAUUUGGGACAAUGAAAGGCGCGCGUUUUUAAAUCGGACAUUUAAUGAAUGGGGUCAGUUGGGAUUAUUUUAUUUAUGCUUCUACGGAGUAUUAUUUUCAAUUUUUGUGUUGCAACUGUGGAUUAGUUUUAAAAAUAUUGGAUUUGAUCGUCCGUACGUCCAGCAUUCGUAUGAAAAAUCAAUUGAAUCUAGAUUAAUAUAUUACCAACCUCUUAAUCGUGAUUUACAUACACAGAAUCCAGGUCUAGGAUUUGUACCAAACAUUCAUAUUUCCGUGGCGCCAAUAAUUUGGAUAAACAAAAAUAAAAAAUCAAAAGCUCAACGUUACAUCAAAGAGAUUGAUAAUUUUUUGAAUUCAUACCGCAGUAAAAAAUAUAAAAAUUCAUCUCUCUAUUUUGACAUAAACUUACUGGGAGAAUGUUCCAUUUCACCAUACGGAUAUUUUGAAAAUAAACCAUGCGUUUAUUUAAAACUAAAUAAGAGAUUUGAAUGGGCACCAAUUUAUUACAAUAAAACGUCAGAACUACCGGAAUACAUGCCGUCGACAUUGAAAACACUUGUGCGGUCUACUUCUCAGCCUUAUAUUUGGGUAUCUUGUACCGGAGUGACAAAUUUCGACAAUCAACACAUGGGAGUUAUUAAUUAUCUUCCGGUUGCUGGUUUACCUGUAAACUAUUUUCCUUUCACCGGACACCCAAAUUACUUGUCACCCGUGGUAGCAUUAAUAUUUAAUAAUCUUACUGGGAAUAGAUUGAUAACAAUAAAAUGUGACAUGUGGGCUUACAAUAUUGACCAAAGCAAUCCAUUGUAUUUUCAAAUAUUUAAUGAAGAUGAUAAAUAAAUAAAUUUAUUGUAGAGUGGUAUGCUCUUGUGUUAUUGGAAUUUGAUAUAAGUGUGUUGUAUGUUAGCAUGUUAGUUUGGUCUUUGGUGUCUGGUGGGGAAGGGACUAAAAUAAAGGUAGAGGAAAUGAAUAAGAUUGUAGAUUGUAGUGAGUAGAGCAGACAAGAGUAUACAAGAGCAACAGUCGUGGGCAGUAAUCAUUACAUUUAAUAGACAGCAGUCGAGUGAAAGAAUUUAAAUAACCAGAGAUACUUAAUCAUUAUUUUUUAUUUUAUUUAUCAUCAUCACUCGUGCUCACGAGUUUGUGUUUUUAAAAAUGAGUCGUAUAAAUAAUAAUGGAAAAGUUGAUGGAUAUACUGAUGAUUACAUGAGAAUUCCAGUAAUUGAAAGCAAAUAUACUAAAUUCAAAAAAUUUUU
Messenger RNA from Microplitis demolitor, 1369 nucleotides. RefSeq names its product sodium/potassium-transporting ATPase subunit beta-2. The coding region runs from base 39 to 953 and encodes 304 amino acids. Gene Ontology annotation, cellular component: sodium:potassium-exchanging ATPase complex. The transcript has 6 exons. Gene Ontology annotation, biological process: sodium ion export across plasma membrane; intracellular potassium ion homeostasis; potassium ion import across plasma membrane. The record is from RefSeq and is a predicted model, not a curated record. Gene Ontology annotation, molecular function: ATPase activator activity. Lineage: Eukaryota; Metazoa; Arthropoda; Insecta; Hymenoptera; Braconidae.